CCUAACAAACGUUCGCAGAUGCAUUUUCUGUGGCGAACGUUCGCCAGAUAAGCCCAUUCAUACAGAAAAAACCGACCCGAAAUUUCGCAAUCCCCUUCCUUCCUCCCACUCCUAACUGACACAGCGAGGGAGAGAGCGGAGGGCGAGUCGUCGUCGGAGCAGAUCGACCGGGUAGGCCUCCCGGCGAUGGGGAACGCGUCGUCGAUGCUGACGCAGUACGACAUCGAGGAGGUGCAGGAGCACUGCAGCUACCUAUUCUCGCAGCAGGAGAUCGUGUCGCUGUACGAGCGAUUUUGCCAGCUCGACCGCAGCGCCAAGGGCUUCGUCGCCGAGGACGAGUUCCUCUCCAUCCCGGAGUACUCCACCAACCCGCUCUCCCAGAGGUUGCUACGUAUGGUUGAUGGAUUGAACUUCAAGGAAUUUGUUUCUUUUCUCUCUACCUUCAGCGCAAGGGCCAGCCUUCAGCAAAAGAUUGAGUUUAUAUUUAAGGUGUAUGACAUUGAUGGCAAGGGGAAAGUAAGCUUCAAGGACCUGGUGGAGGUUUUACGGGACCUAACGGGCUCAUCCAUGUCAGAGCAACAAAGAGAGCAAGUACUAACAAAGGUGUUGGAAGAAGCUGGGUACACACGGGAUUCCACUCUAUCAUUAGAAGAUUUUGUAACGAUCAUCGACCACCCUGGCCUGAAGAUGGAGGUGGAAGUGCCCAUCGACUAGUGAAGGGAGGAUGCAGAUUUCAGCAGAUGAGGAUGCAGCAAGCUCUCUGUCAGCUGAAAACAAGUGUCCAUUGCCAAUAGACCGCGCGACAGAAUAGAAUGGGAUCUCACUGUUUUGAGUUCUUGUGUACCUGUCCGCAUACAUGCCCAAAUGCAGUGCCAGUUUAGUCAUUUUUUCUUUCUGUUUUCGAGGGGAUUAAUUAAUGCAGUGUCAAUGUAGAGUGGAUCUUGUUACAGUUUCCAGACUUUGAAAACGUUCCAAACUUAAAAUUGUUUAUGGGGUUGCAGCUGUCCACUCCACGGGAGGCCAGUAUUUAUGCUGAAGAUUAUGAUCUAAUUCUUGGGUUCAUGUGAA
Messenger RNA from Triticum aestivum (bread wheat), 1068 nucleotides. Its product is annotated as calcineurin subunit B. The transcript has 6 exons. Bases 187 to 714 code for a protein of 175 amino acids. Lineage: Eukaryota; Viridiplantae; Streptophyta; Magnoliopsida; Poales; Poaceae. The record is from RefSeq and is a predicted model, not a curated record. Gene Ontology annotation, molecular function: calcium ion binding.